AUGUUUUCACAUCUUUCCUUCGACUGUGUCCUUCUGUGGCUGCUACUACUUACAAGGUCUUUGGAGGGGUCACCCACAGCCACGGUGGGUCAGAAUGCUUAUCUGCCCUGCCACUACUCUCCAACCACCUCUGAGAACCUCGUACCUGUGUGCUGGGGCAGGGGAUACUGUCCUGUCUUUCAAUGUCAGAAUACAGUGCUCAGCACUGAUGGAAGGGACUUGAGCUAUCAGAGAUCCAGCAGAUACCAGCUAAAGGGAAAUGUCCACAAAGGAGAUGUGUCCUUGACCAUAGAGAAUGUGACUUUAGCUGACAGUGGGACUUAUUGUUGCCGUAUCCAAUUCUCAGGCAUAAUGAAUGAUAAAAAAUCAAACCUGAAUUUGGACAUCAAACCAGCCAAGGUCACCCCUGCUUGGACUUCAUGGAGAGCCUUCACUACAGCCUUUCCAAGGAUGUUCACCACCGAGGAACAUGGCUCAGCAGAGACACAGACUCUGGAGACCCUCCAUGAUAAAAAUCAAACACAAAUAUCCACACUGGCAGAUGAGUUACAAGACUCUGGUUACAAGACAACCAGAAUAAGUGUCUAUAUUGGAGCAGGGAUUGCUGCUGGGCUGGCUCUGGUUCUUAUCUUUGGUGCUUUAAUUCUCAAAUUUUCAGGCACUCACCGUGAUCUUUAUCAGUUUUCUCUGCCUGGAAUGCUCCUUCUGGCUCUGGCUGACUUAUUCUCCUCUUUCAGAGCUGACCUUCAAAGGUAUUCUCAUAGGAAAGAGAAGUUACAGAAUUCCAGCCUCGUCACUUUGGCCAACCUCCCUCCUCCCUCAGGGUUAGAAAAUACAGUAGCAGAGGGGAUGCACUCAAGGGAAAACAUCUAUACAAUUGAGGAGAACCUAUAUGAACUGGAGGACCCGUCUUCGGAUUACUGCUAUGUUAUUAGUGGGCAGCAAUUCUGACAACCUCUGGGUCGUCACCCUUCUAUGCCAUCAGACCUAGCUUCAUUUGUGAGCUUGUAUUGUCUUCUUUGAAAGCUAUCAGAUGUGUCAGCUGAUUGACUUUAAGGUUCUGCCUGCAGCUACCCAGCAUUCUUUAUGCAGUUUCUGAAGAUAAGCUCACCAAAGGAUUGAACCAUGAUCUACCCAGGACUCAGACUUGUUACUCCCUUACCUCUGCAUUCCAGCCAACUGGUUAGUCAACUCAGGGCACUAGAAUUCAAAUGAGCUUCUCUGUGAAGUAGGAAUUCUUAAUGUGGGGUCUCCUGAAUUCCAGGACUUUCAGUUCCAUGUGUCCACGAAGCUCCAGAAACUGGGGGAAAUUACGUGCUGACAUGUAUGCAUGCCUUUUUUUGGUACAGAAAGUCUAAAGGGGCCACCGAUUUCAAAGAGAAGGGUGACUCAUAAAAGAUGAAAAAACUGGAGUAGACUAGAUGGCCUUGAAGGUUUCCUUUGAGUCUCAACAUUUAAGCUUCUUUGAAUGAAGUCUCUCCUACAGAUACCAACUUACACUCUCCCUCUCCAGCGAAGAAGCUGGCCCAGCAAGCCAUGGUGUGACAGGAGCUCCUGGGGGGAAAAGGAAGUGCACUCGUGUAUGUUGUCAAGUUCUGCUUGGGGUGAACUCAGAGGGAAAUGUCUCUGACCAACUUCUCCAUUCAAGGAGAGAACCGGGGCCAUGUUUUUCACAGAAGAAGAAGCAGUGACUGGGAUGCCUAUUCCAUUUCCUGGUGGAAGGAAGACGAAGGGCUGCAGCAAUCUGUACUUGUCAGCCUCAGAUCCCUUGGAGGAAAGACAGUGGUCCCUAAGCUUCCAUUCCAAGACUGUGGAGACUAGCUCUGCCUGUCUUAUUUGUUGUCUCUGCUCUCACACAUAAUAGAAAUUUAUUAAAUAUUUUUGGAGUGAAAACCUUAAAUAUGCAGAGAGGUAGCUUUCUGGAAAGCCCUUCCAUUGGGGCGCUCAGACAGAGCUCUGCCACCUCACUUCUUGGAGAACACACAGACCCUAAGCUCCAUCUGUGCUCUUGUGUAGACAAAAGUGGCUGUUUUCAGACAGUGACAAUAUGCACCUGUCACUGUCUAAAAACUGCCCCUCCCUAAGUGAUGACUAAAUUGCUGCUGUGCUGUAUGCCAUGAUGUUAGUCACCUGGAGGGAAGUGACUUCAGAAGACACUUAGACAAGAUCAGUGGUUCCCCUCCAAAGGAGAUUCUUACCCUACAGAAAUCUUUAAACAAGGGUAUGUAUACCCAGAUGAUCAUUGCAAUGAUGUUUGCAAAACCUUUUUUCAUUGAUAGGGGAAUAGUUGAUUAUUGUGGUCCAUCAGCACAGUGGUGCAGGUAAGAAGAAUUAGGUGGUUUCAUCGUUGAGCUGUUUUGCUAAUUUAACAAAUAUUAAUUAGUGCUUACUAUGUGCCAGGUAAUCUGAUGCUGAGACCAGCGAGAGAGACCAAAUAGAUGCAUCCCUGACCCCAUGGAACUUCUAGUCUGACAGGCAGGAGAAUUCGUUCUAUCCAUUCACUGUUAACAUUUACUGGCAUCUACUUUGUCAGGCACUGUUUUAGUCCCUAGGAAUACAACAGUGAUGAAACCCUUAAUCUGACAAAGCUUAUGUUACUUGUCAGAGGGAAAUGCUAUAUUGCUAAAUCAAAAGAAAAAAACAUUCUAGAACAGUAUAUAUAAUUGAUGAAUUAUUUUUUUACCUUUAAAAAAUCUGGAAGAAUAUACCCAAAUUAAUAUGGUUACCCCACAGCGACAAAUGGUUAAGAGAUAGACUCAGCCUGGCUGGUGUUGCUCAGUGGUUAAGCAUCGACCUAUGAACCAGGAGGUCAUAGUUCGAUUCCCUGUUGAGGCACAUGCCUGGGUUGCAAGCUCGAUCCCCAGUGUGAGGCGUGCAGGAGGCAGCUGAUCAAUGAUUCUCUCUCAUCAUUGAUGUUUCUAUCUCUCCCUCUCUGUUCCUCUAUGAAAUCAAUAAAUAUAUUUUUAAAAAAGAGAGAUAGACUUGCCCUAGCUGGUUUGGCUCAGUGGAUGGAGUGUUGGCUUGCGGACUGAAGGGUCCUGGGUUCGAUUCCAGCCAAGGGCACAUGCCUGGGUUGCAGGCUUGAUCCCCAGUGGGGGCCAUGCGGGAGGGGGCUGAUCAAUGAUUCCUUCUCAUCAUUGGUGUUUCUAUCUCUCCCUCUCCC
Molecule: messenger RNA, 3163 nt
Organism: Eptesicus fuscus (big brown bat)
Lineage: Eukaryota; Metazoa; Chordata; Mammalia; Chiroptera; Vespertilionidae
Gene: HAVCR2
Product: hepatitis A virus cellular receptor 2
Source: RefSeq, a predicted model, not a curated record